Xenopus tropicalis (tropical clawed frog) is the source of this 3680-nucleotide messenger RNA. RefSeq names its product SH3 domain binding kinase family member 2 (gene sbk2). The record is from RefSeq and is a predicted model, not a curated record. The transcript is spliced from 4 exons. The coding region runs from base 933 to 1865 and encodes 310 amino acids. Gene Ontology annotation, molecular function: nucleotide binding; protein kinase activity; ATP binding. NCBI's taxonomy places the organism in Eukaryota, Metazoa, Chordata, Amphibia, Anura, Pipidae.
GGCAUUAUGGUUGAACGUGAUGGACGUAUGUCUUUUUUCAACCCAACUUACUAUGUUACUAUGUUCUGCACAUGUGGAAGGAGCAGUAGUAAAUGGCUUCACAUGUUUUUAUUGCAGCAAUAGUCUCAGGGAGAAGUAGGUUGGUCAAAAUACCUGACCUAGCAUUUUAUCUGAAUGUAUGGGAAAUGAUCUCUUUGCUACAUGAUCCACCAAUUGAGUAUCAGCAGAUUAAAUUUUCAAAUAUUUGAUUAUCUGCAAUCAUAGGAUCACAGGGUGGUUUAUCAAGAAAUGGACCUGGCAUAUAUGACAAGAUGGUAAGGGACAAACUGCCCACCAAAUCUAAUAUAUGGCCAGCUUUUAGAGAGUCAGGCAAACAAGAGUUUUAAAAGAAAGGAAGAGGGUAGAUGAUAACAUGCAGACUCUGGCAGAUUAGCACACCACAGGGAGAGUGGGAAACUGAAAUAAUAAUAAAAUACAAUCAAGGAAAUGUACGGAAAUAUAACAUAAUCCGGUGCCCUUACUGAAACUGUGCUUCAUUCCUCACAUUGCUGAAUGUGUCAGUAAUGUAAUUACAACUUGUCCAAUUGGUGUCCAUGUACAGCGAACAAAUAUGUGGAACGAAUAAUGCAUGUGAACUUAAAGGGCUCAAGUGUACUUCAGUAGGGCUAUCGGAUUUCUCUGCGUAUAAUGCCCUGAAACCAAUCUGUGAGAUUUUUAGCUCUCUAUGCAAUAAACACACUGUAAAACAAAGUUUUCCUUAAGACCUGUAUCCUUUAGACAAUUUAGCACAUGAAAAUGGAAUGUGCCAACGUAAAUAUUUCCCGUUACAAGGAGAAAAAAAAUAAAUCCAUAAUCCCACUGCAAAGGCGAUGUCGCCCCUCUCUCACGCUGAGCAUGUGACGUUCUAUAGUGGUCACUGAGGUCAUAUCACUAUGAAUCUUAACAGUGGUCUUGAAGCAGCCAAUAUGCUGGAUGAGAUGAUGCAACUGACUGCCCAAACGCUGACCAGUAUGGAGGUGUCGGAUAACUACAAAGUCAUAAAAGAGCUAGGAAGGGGGAAAUAUGGACAGGUGAUAUUGGUGAUCCAUCGCCAGAGAGGAACACCAAUGGCUCUGAAGCUUCUUCCAAAGAUGCACACCAAAAAGCAAAAUUUCCUCUAUGAAUACUGUGUUGCGCUAACCCUCUCAGCCCACACAAACAUCAUUGGCAUGUUCGGAAUUGCAUUUGAGUCUGCAGAACAUUAUGGGUUUCUGUAUGAAGCUGCUCUGCAGAGGGAUCUGAUCUCCAUUAUUAAACCCAGAGAAGGAGUACCUGAACAAGCAGGCAAGCAAUGUACUAAGCAACUGGUCAGUGCCCUUGAAUUCAUUCAUAGCAGAGGACUGGUCUAUCGAGAUGUUAAACCAGAGAAUGUGCUACUCUUUGGCCGGGACUGCCAGCGCAUCAAGCUCACAGACUUCGGUUUAACUCGACCCCGAGGCACAAUGCUGAAACUGGUAUCAGGAAUUAUCCCUUAUACUGCACCCGAACUAAGUAACACCAGGAAUGGGGAAGGAAUGCCCAUAGAUUUUGCUCUUGAUUCUUGGGCUUUUGGGGUUCUUCUCUUCUGUCUCAUGACAGGAUAUUUUCCUUGGGAGAAAACACUUCCUUCUGACCCAUUCUUUGAAGACUAUGUGGUGUGGCAAGAAACAGGCAGCAGCGAAGACUUAUCCCGUCAUUGGAAGAAACUGACUGCAGAGUCUAUGGACAUGCUCAGCAAGUUAAUGGCUCUGAAUCCAUCUGAAAGAAGCCCUGUCAACAAGGCCUUAAAAUAUUUGGACUCUCCAUGGAGAGUUGACAACUGGAGAGCAAUAGAAGGACUGGAUUGAUGGCUGUCCGUACCUUCACAUUAAAUACAAUAGGAACUCCUUGAAACAUAUAUGCAUUAAUUAAGGGCUAUUGUAGUUCAUUGUAGUCCAAGUAAAAGGAGUUUUAGUUUCCCAAUUUUACCGGAUUACUUUUCCUUAACUAGCUGUUUCUUUGGCAGUCAUUCCUACCAAUUUACAGCAUUCUAGUCAGUCACACUUAAACCUAGCACUGGCCAAAUCAGUCAUACUGGGAAUCAAACAUAACUGUCUCAAAAUCUAAUUGUGUUAUUUCUCAUAUUUAAUAAGGAUUUCAGUACAGAUUGUGCAGUAGAAGGUAGGUCUUGUUAAGUUGCCACUGGGUUUUUCAUGUUAGCAGCACAGUAUAUUAAACAUGCAAUCUUUUAGAAAACAGAAAAACUCAUUUAACUGCAUACAAAGCAUAUUAACUGGCCAAAGAGGGCAGCUUUGUAGUUUUAUGUUAUAAGGUAUUUUUUGGGUUAUAGACAGGUGUUUAUGGAAAAUACAAUGGGAUCACUUGGUACAAUCACCAUUUGUACAGCAAGCACUUUCCGUCUUGUUUCUUAAUACCUGUGUGAAGAUAUUCUUCAAAGUAGAAUGAAGAUCUAAAAUGUAUUUUAUAUAUAUAUAUUAUAUAGAAUUGUGCAGUUAUGUAUUACUUCUUCUUGCGCUUGAGAAUCCACAUAUUUUAUUUUAGCCUACUGCUUCAGUUCCUCCUUUGUGAGAACUAACUUAUACAUUAUCAGUUGAAUGGGACUCAUGUCUUGUUUCCAUAUGUAACAAUUAUAGUGCCUACUUAGCAUAAUGAUACAGGAAUGGAAUCCGUUAUCUGGAAACCUGUUAUCCAAAAAGCUUAGAAUUACGGGAAAGUCAUCUCAGAUUCCAUUUUAAUCAAAUAAUUCACAUUUUUAGAAAUUAUUAUCUUUUUUUAAAGAUAAGGUAUAGUAAUAAGACACCUUAUCUGUAAACCCCCAGGUCCCGGGCAUUCUGGCUAACAGAUCCCAUACCUGUACUUAUUUGACCAGAGAGGCUGUAUAACUGGAUUUGUUUUCUGCAACAUUUACAGGGUACAAUAUUCAAAAUAUUCUUACCUAAAUGACUUGUGCACAUAUGCCUAUGUUUUGCAUGAGUGUAUAUUGAUCCAAACCAAAGAUACCUGGGCAGCAAUAUAUAAUGGAAUUCAUGUCUUGCAAUGUUAAAGGGUAAACGAUAAUUAACUCUGGCAGUGGGAGUCUGAAAAUUAAGGGUUAAAUUGUAAAGAAAAGCCUAGAUAAUAGUCAAGGAAUACAAUGGUUUUAUUUAAGCAUUGUUAUGUUACCUGUUCCUGAAGCUUGCCAUACAUGCUUUGGCUGAUAUCAACCACACUGCUUGACCAUCAGGGCAUGUAUAGCAGGUUCAACAGACCAUCUUACAAUUGUGUUGGAUCUAGAUCAGUGAUAUUCAACCUUUUUUACUUAAAAAAAGCAUGUAUGUAAAAAGCAUUGGUGGAGUAAAACUGUGUCUCUGGGCUUCCAAAACUUACCUCCAAGCCAGAAAUGUAAAAAUGGGCACCUACUUUAAGGGCACUGGGAGCAACAUAAUAGGGGUAGUGGACAGCAUGUUGCUCACAAGCCACUGGUUGGGGAUCACUGAUCUAGAUGAUCUGACAUAGUUAGAGAGUGCAUGGUGCAUCAGCAGAUAAUGAACAGUAUCCAUACAUAUGUAUGCCUAUUUCUAUGGUAUUGAUAAAGGACUUGAUAAAGGGCCUAGGGCGGCAAAAAACGUUGCCCGUCAUACAUGUGUAUGAGCUAAAUAAACACACUUCUACACUUCUGUAAA